AUGAAGCCUAUGAGUCCACUUACGCCGAAUGGAAUUCGCUCACCCGGAGCUCAAUGGCACCAUAUUCAAGAUGCUAGAGCAACUUUCACUUGGACGAUACAAGAUACAUACGCCCUGUGUUGGAAUAUUGGAUUGCUAGUCGUUUCCAUGUACAUGUAUCUAGCUGGUCUGCUUCAGACAUUUCAACGAUUCAUCCAAAUCAGAAUAUCCUCAUUUCUAUCAAAUACGAUACUUCCAACUGUAUGUUAUGUCUUACUCGCUGCCAUACUCUGGAAUGUUGCUCAAGGAAUCAUAAAAUAUUAUCGCCAGCAACCAGACUUUGCAUCCAUGCCCUUGUCUCCGCUUCAACGUAAACAGCUAGGACUAGAUCCAAUAGAUUCGAGUCGUGUAGAUGCGGACAAGAAGUUUGUCAAGCCCAAUCUUGUCGCCAAACUUGAUCAAACGUCACCAUUGACGCGUCGUGUGGUUCCUCUAUCUCAAGCCUCCUUUAGCUCGCCAUUCGCGUCACGUACCGCACCCACACCAUUUCAGACUCCUCCAGUACCGAUCCCAUCAGCUGGUGGAACGCCUGUAACUCCUUUUACUCCCAUGUCUGCCAAGAGUGUUGGCUCUCCAUUGUCGAGCUAUCUGAUACGUCGCUCACCGAUGGGAUUGUCUCAAGAGCCCAUUCGUGAUAUGAGACACCUGGAUGCUUUACUUGGUCCAAAAGAUGGUGGAAUUGGUCCAGAUACACCACAUACGCCUCCUGCUGCCUUCAGUGUCGGGGCGCCAUUCCAACCUACACCUCCGCAAUUGGGCAAAUUUCAACCAGCAUCCAGAACCCUCAAGGGACCAGCUCAACCUACUCAAGUUCGUAAAGAGAAUGGUCUCUAUACGUAUGAGCCUCUACUAGUGUUGCAGGAAUUGAAUAUAGAAGAUUAUAUUGAGGGAUGGACUGAAAAGAUGCGCAAGUGGAUGUCUUCCAAAAUACUUGGACCUCUUGUGAAAAGGGUUGACAAGAUUGAUAGUGUCUUUCGAGAAGCAAACUUGUCACAUCUCGAUACAAAGACUCGAGCUGCAAAUCUGGUUGGAGGGACUUGGGUGCCUCAGACACAGCAAGCUCAGCCGCCAGCGGCUACAGGUGGCUUCUUCUCACAACCAGCCAGUACAUUUGGAGGUGCAUCCAGUAUGUUCACUAGACCUGCUGGUGGAGCAUUUGGUAUAUCCUUUGGUCAGCAACCUGCUCAACAAGCUCCAGCAGCACCUUCAUCACGGCCAUCAUCACUCGAAGACCUGUUUGCAGGCUAUUCCAGGGAUGCUACUGUUCAAGAAAGGAUGAAAUUGGAAAAGUAUUUGACGGUGCCAGGUCAACCUACCAAUCGACUCUACAUUCUCGACAGGAUACGAGCACUUGCAAGAGGUGGUGUACUGGGAGCGUAUCAAUGGACUGGAGGUGCAGAAUGGGAAGGAAAACCAUGGGACAAGCACAAGGAUUUGCCAUCUGAUUUGUUGCUAUUGAUGCACCUGUUUGCAACAUUCAUGGAUGAGACCAUCACACCAUGGGACGAGUACGGACGAGGUGAAGCAUUUAGUCGCAGACAUGUUACUCUGUUUGAUCCACUGUCAUCGGACACCGUGUCAAGUAUUCAAAUACGUUUGGCUGACCCAAAUCCACCAACCUUGCAACUCAUUGUGAACUACGAUACUCCUCAAGGAGCUGAAAAGCGGGGUUGGCAAAUAUUCCCAAAACGCAACAAUCUCUUCCAUGCAUUGGUUAUCUUUGUCUACUAUAUCAAAGCCACUGCAGGUGGAUUCAUGGGUGUUGUGGACCUCAGCAGUCAAUCGAUUGGUCUCUCUCAAGUUGUAGAACCAACGCCAUCCUAUUCAACCUUCUUAUCAUCACUACGACAAAGUAGGAGCAGUCCUCAAAAGGAUUCAACAGCUUCUCCUUCCGCGGCACCAUCCUCGUCAAAUAUGCCUAUGGGUGGAUCCUCUAUUGGCACACCACUACCAAAUCCAUUCGUGCCUUCCCCUAGAUCUGGUGCUUCUGCUCGAAUUGUUGAGAGUAGCAAUAAUAGUGGUGGAGGAGGAGGAUCUAGUAGCAGUGCUUUGAACAGAGUUGGAUCUGGUGCCAAGAGGACAGCUACGGAAAACCUCACACCUUAUGGAACACCAACACCAGCACCUUCUGGUUUUCAAUUCGGUUCAUUGUCUACACCAGGUUCAUUGUCAUUCAAGUAA
Synchytrium microbalum is the source of this 2220-nucleotide messenger RNA. RefSeq lists its product as uncharacterized. Bases 1 to 2220 code for a protein of 739 amino acids. The record is from RefSeq and is a predicted model, not a curated record. Lineage: Eukaryota; Fungi; Chytridiomycota; Chytridiomycetes; Synchytriales; Synchytriaceae. Gene Ontology annotation, cellular component: membrane. The transcript is spliced from 14 exons.